Molecule: messenger RNA, 2318 nt
Organism: Rhopilema esculentum
Lineage: Eukaryota; Metazoa; Cnidaria; Scyphozoa; Rhizostomeae; Rhizostomatidae
Product: protein C-mannosyl-transferase DPY19L3
Cellular component (GO): nuclear inner membrane
Molecular function (GO): mannosyltransferase activity
Source: RefSeq, a predicted model, not a curated record
GUUCUAACAUGACGACCCUCAACAACAAGGGGAACGUGUCUUUUGUUCAGUUCCCGUGCAGAAGUGGUACUUCUUUCCGACAGGAUGACGGAGCUUCGUAGGCGAAAACUUGGGAAGGAAAAGCAUACUCAAAGCAAAAACCAUCCCCACACUCUACAUUUAAAGCAGGUUGCUGAAGACCGAGACAGAAUUUUGUGGACUGGCCUUAGCUGGGUCAAUUUGGUGGUCGGAAUUUUGAUUGCAUUUUAUAUAGGAUAUAAAUAUGCAAAAUACGUCGGAGAUCUGCACGAGAAUGAUAUGUGGUUUUCAAACAUCAAGCAAGUUGAAAGGGAAAUUUCCUUCAGAACAGAAGCUGGGCUUUAUUUUUCAUACUAUAAACAAAUGGUGCUUGCUCCAACAAUAAGUGAAGGCAUUAGGCAACUGAUGUAUGAUAAUAAAACAGAGCAUCUGAGAACAAUAAACAUUCUCAAUAGAUUCAAUGUUUACCAGGAAGUUAUUUUGGCUGUGAUUUACAAAGCCCUGAAUCUAAAGAAUUAUUUGGAAUAUGUUUAUUUUUACAUCAAUACUGUGUUUGGACUUCAUGGGAUGUACAUGGUAGCAAUCUAUUUUAGCUCUUGGUUGAUGAGUGGGACCUGGCUGGCUGGAGUUCUAGGAACAGCAUUUUAUGCUUAUAAUAGGGUAGACACAACUAGAGUUUCAUAUACCAUUCCACUACGAGAGAGCUUCUCCCUUCCCUUCAUAUACAUGCAGCUUGCAGCUAUUACUCUUUAUUUCAAGCCUGGUAUUAGCCAAAGAAUGCAGGCAUUUGGACUUGCAGGGAUAUUUAUUGGAACCCUAUUCACCAUUAUAACAUGGCAGUUUGCUCAGUUUGUUUUUCUUUUGGAAGGAUUUGCUUUGUUUGGUGCUUGGUGCCUUGAUAUAAUACCAAGAAAAAAGGCUCAGAGUGUUUUAUUUGUUAUUUCUGGAUGUCUUUUAUUGGUCUGUGUCAUCCAGUUUAUCAAUGACAUGCUGAUUACAUCACUGACAUUGCACUUUUGUUUGGCUGCGCUACUUAUCAUUGAACUAACGGAUAAUGGUGGGCAAGGCCAAGGGAUCUUUCGAAGAAUUUUCAAGCUCCUUUUUACAGCUGUAGCUGUUCUUGCAUUGACUUUUAUCAUAAACUUUGUCCUUAAGAAUUUCAUCCUUAAAAUCGACUCUGAUGAGCACAUCUUCAAAUUUGUUCUGGCAAAAAUGGGAUAUGGAGAAGCCCUGAAAAGGGAUUUCGAUUCGUUACUUUACCUUUGUGAAGGCGCAUUCAAUUACUUGCCAAUGGAUACUUUUAUUCGUUUGACCGAUGGGAUUGUCUUUCCUUGUUAUGCUGCAGCAAUGCUUGUCACGCUGAUCUUGCUUGCAACAUCUGUUUUGGCGAAGUGGAGUGGAGAAAAACCAGUUGCCUAUCCUUGGAUGGUUCAUUAUUACCCAGAAGUAGCCUUCAGUUGCAUUUUGAGUGUCUUCUUUGGAUUAAUGGCUCUCUCGACUUUAAGAAUGAAAUUUCUUUGGACCCCUCAUAUUUGCAUGGUUGGAGCGGGGAUUUUUUGUCAUCAGGACUUUUGGCGAUGGGUUUUCAGCUCAAGCAAAAUAAAAGACGGAAUAUCUCACAUAUUCGGUUAUUUGGUACCAAUUGCUAUUAUUGGACUUGUUUUGUGGCGGCGUCUUCCAUCUGCCCUUGAGGAGUUGAAAAGUCUAAGAGAAUUCUAUGACCCUGACACUGUAGAACUGAUGACAUGGAUCAGUGGAAAAACCCCCGAUCAGGCCGCUUUCACGGGCAGUAUGCAACUUUUAGCUGGCGUCAAGUUAUGCACCGAUCGACCAAUAACAAAUCAUCCACAUUAUGAAAAUAAAUUCUUACGACAAAGAACGAAAGAUGUUUAUCAAAUAUACGCACGCAAAUCACCGAAAGAAGUAUAUGAGAUCCUGAGGCAGCAUGGUUCAAGUUAUAUCAUUCUAGAAAAUAGCAUUUGCUAUUCGAGAUCUGAACAAGGUUGUCGCUUGACUGAUAUUCUUGACAUUGACAACGGUGACAAGGUGCUUGAAAAUCCUGCGGACACAGAGCCUGGACAACGGCCCAGAUUUUGCCAUGCUAUCAAAUACGACAAAAGCUUUUCAAAAUAUUUCACCAAAGUCUUCGAAAAUCCAACCUUUUACUUGUAUAAAUUGAAUUAAGUUUUUAUUUAAUACUUUCACACAAUGCUGCUGAAAAUUGUCAUGCAUCUGUGCACAUAUUUUAGUCGUGAGAAAUGUAUGAAGUGCAAAUAAAUACAUCAGAGUGGUUUUUCCUA